AUGGAUGCAGAUUGGGACGAGGUCGCCCGCAUCCAGUUCCCGCCCCCGGGCGCCCACGCUCUGCCAACCCCAGUCACGACGAUGAUGUUCGACACGUCCCAGGAACUGCUGUGGACCGGAAAUGACUACGGGCGCGUUACAUCUUUCGUCGGAAGCGAGCUGCAGCGCUACACAUCAUUCAAAGCGCACCUCUCCUCGGAAGGCCCCGUCCGACAGAUUCUGGUCAAUGACAAAGGCGUGAUCGCUCUCGGAUCCAACGAUGUUCACAUGUCACAUAGAAGAGGUGCGGCAAUAUGGCAUAUCAAACACGAUGCCAUGCGAGACCUACGGUGCAUGAGCUUUACCUCGAAAGGCACCGCCGAGAUAAUUGUUGCCGGAAUGCAGGACACAAUGCUUGUUAUCGACCUCAAUAAGGGUGACGUCGUCAAGCAGGUCCCGACCGAGCACCAAUACAUCAUCAUGAAACGAGGCCGUUAUAUUUGCGCCGCAACCCAGAGUGGACUUGUCAACUUGCUGGACCCAGUCACUUUCGCCGUCGUCAAAUCCUGGAAUGCCCAUUCCGCGCUAAUCAACGACAUGGAUGCCCAGCACGAUUUCAUUGUCACAUGCGGUUACUCACUGCGCCAAGGACAGAACUAUAUGCUGGAUCCGUUCCUCAACGUCUUUGACAUUAAGAAAGUGUCCUCCAUGCCGCCAAUUCCAUUCCCUGCUGGUGCUGCAUAUGUCCGCAUGCACCCCAGAAUGCUCACUACGAGUAUCGUUGUGUCGCAGAGUGGCCAGAUGCACGUGGUGGAUCUUAUGAACCCCAAUACCAGUAACGUCAGGCAAGCAAACGUGAUAAGUUAUCUCAGCAUGUUUGAGAUUGCCCCAUCUGGAGAAGGCAUGGCAUUGGCUGAUGCGGAAUGUCUUAUUCAUCUAUGGGGGUCUCCUACCAAGCUUCAUUUUGUCGAUCUUGCAACACCAAUCGAGUUUGCUGCUCCAGAAGAACGCUUGCCUCCCAUGGAAUUUUCUUCAGACUUGCCGCUUAACACCGUGGGUCUUCCUUAUUACCGCGAUGUUUUAGCUUCAGCAUGGCCAGAUCUAGUAUCCGAUGUUGGAGCGCCACCACCUAAGCUUGAUCCGCAGUUCCUUUCUACACUCAAAGCUACGGGCUUUGCCUUGUAUGGACGCAACACGCGGGGUGUAAGACGAAAUCAAAUUGAAGACACUCGAAACCUGACAAGGUCCGUCAAUGCCGCUCUCAAAGCACCCAAGUUCCUCAGCGAAAAAGCGCGCGAGUCGGCCAAGUCAGACGGCGCUGGCGACGACAGAGCUGAUGAGGUCAAUAACCCACUGGCUGAGGCAGAGAUCGAAAGCAAGAAACCCGAAGUUCCUGCCAUGUAUGGAAACGUGGAGAUCAAGUACAGCAAGUUUGGCGUUGAUGACUUCGAUUUUGGAUUCUACAAUAAGACAAAGUAUUCAGGACUCGAAAUUCAUAUAUCAAACUCUUACGCCAAUUCUCUCCUGCAGAUGAUGCAUUUCAUCCCCAUCAUUCGGAAUCUUGCUCUUCGUCAUGCUGCCACGUCAUGCUUGAGCGAGAUUUGCAUACUGUGCGAGCUCGGCUACUUAUUCGAUAUGCUGCAAAAGGCCGAAGGAUCAAUUUGCCAAGCAACAAAUCUGCUAAAGACCCUCAGCAAUCAACCUCAGGCCGGCGCACUGGGACUUUUGGAGGAGGACCCACGCGGUUCUUCGCUUAAUAUGAUGCUCCAAGGCCUGACGCGCUUCCUCCUUGACAAAAUUGUACAAGAUUUUCGAUUAAUAGAGGGUACAUCGGCGCCAAUGGAGCAGGUUCUCUCAACCUCAGCAACCAGUUCCAUCAACUGCAUAUCCUGUCGCAGCGAGUAUACACGCCCUGGGUCGACUUUGGUCAACGACCUACUGUACCCCUCAUCGAAAACUCAAUCCAACGUCACAAAGAUGCCACGGGUCACCUUCUCUCAAGUCCUUAAGAACAGCAUCGAGAGGGAGACAACAUCUAAAGGAUGGUGCGGAAAAUGCAGCAAAUAUAAGAACAUUGCGACAAAGAAGACUAUUCACAGCAUCCCAGCGGUUCUCAUUUUGAACACUGCGAUCAACAGCCCCGAACACCGCAUACUUUGGUCUACGCCAGGCUGGCUUCCAGAGGAAAUCGGCAUUAUUGUGGACCAAGGCCAGUUUUUCUGCUAUGAAGGCGAGGACUUGAAACUUCAUCUCCAGCGCGGCAUGCAUAAUAUUACCGUCUAUUCGUUGAUCGGUAUGGCAAUUAACAUCGAGAACGGUCAAACUCAGAAGCCACAUCUGGUAUCAAUGAUCAACGUCGCGCACGCCGAGGCAGAAGCGCCGGGUAAGAGCCAGUGGCAUCUGUUUAACGACUUUUUGGUGCGAUCAGUCAGCACAGAAGAAGCGCUUACUUUCAAUCCUUCCUGGAAAGUGCCCUCAGUCAUAUCUUUUCAAGUCAAAAACUCGAACAACAAUAUCGAUUCCACAUGGAAGGAUCAACUUGAUACUUCGAUUCUGUACCAAGACAUAAACCCACACCCCCCUGACACAAAAACCUACCAACUACUCAAGCAGCCAACAGAGCACCCUGGCCCUGAGACCAUCAUUGCUUUGGACACCGAGUUUGUGGCUGUCAGGCAACCAGAAAUCGAGAUGAAUUCAGACGGGGAACGAGAAACAAUUCGACCCAUUGUAUACGCAUUGGCCAGAGCUUCCGUUGUUCGAGGUCAAGGGGAAGAAGAGGGACUGCCUUUUAUUGACGACUACAUCACUAUCAAAGAACCAAUUGUCGACUACCUCACAUCUUAUUCAGGCAUUACACAGUCAGACCUAGACCCACGGGUCUCCCAGCACAGUUUGCUGCCCCUCAAAAUGGUAUACAAGAAGCUUUGGGUUUUGCUGAACCUAGGCUGCAAGUUCCUUGGGCACGGCCUCAAGCAGGAUUUCCGCGUCAUAAACAUCCACGUACCCAAGGCCCAGAUCAUUGAUACUAUUGAUCUCUUUUUCCUAAAGACACGGUUACGAAAACUAUCACUUGCCUUUCUGGCCUGGUAUCUGCUGAAGGAAGACAUCCAGAUGGAAACGCACGAUUCGAUCGAAGACUCACGCACCGCGCUCAAGCUAUAUAGAAAAUACCUCGAGUUUGAAGAUGCUGGAAUUUUGGAGCCGAUGCUGCAGGACAUCUACCGCGCCGGGCGGGACGUCAACUUCAAGCCGCCGCGCAAGGAGGGGCAGGAUGUACAGCGCAUAGACACGCCACCGUUGCCGGUGGACGCCAAUGGAAAUCCGUCGACGCCGGUGAGACGGGCCGCGACGCUGGCGACCGCAGGUUUCGCUGGCGGAAACUGGACGCCUGGCAAGGGCUCUCCGCUGAAAUAG
This is a messenger RNA of Akanthomyces muscarius, 3396 nucleotides long. RefSeq lists its product as uncharacterized. Gene Ontology annotation, molecular function: poly(A)-specific ribonuclease activity; protein binding; nucleic acid binding. The record is from RefSeq and is a predicted model, not a curated record. The transcript has 7 exons. Lineage: Eukaryota; Fungi; Ascomycota; Sordariomycetes; Hypocreales; Cordycipitaceae. Bases 1 to 3396 code for a protein of 1131 amino acids. Gene Ontology annotation, biological process: mRNA processing; nuclear-transcribed mRNA poly(A) tail shortening. Gene Ontology annotation, cellular component: PAN complex; P-body.